This is a messenger RNA of Tricharina praecox, 2878 nucleotides long. RefSeq lists its product as uncharacterized. The transcript is spliced from 2 exons. NCBI's taxonomy places the organism in Eukaryota, Fungi, Ascomycota, Pezizomycetes, Pezizales, Pyronemataceae. The coding region runs from base 89 to 2677 and encodes 862 amino acids. The record is from RefSeq and is a predicted model, not a curated record.
CUCGUGCCAUCACACUCGUUUCAACCGUGCCCAUUUUUAUCCCUAUUAUUAUCCCCUCACGCAAAUGGUCUAAACACGGAAUAUUGUUAUGGACAUACGGCCCCAAUCUGCUCCUCCCCGCCCUCCUCCUCCUCCAAAACUCCAGACUUCUUUACCAUUGACGACCGAAGACCUUCAUCGCCGGUCCAAAACAUCGAUUGGAAGUCGUUCACCCCCAGGAGCCCUAGAGCUCGCCGGUCUAUCUCUGUACAGUCGGGUUCGGGCUCUGAUCACGUUAAGCGAUAACGGCUACGAGGACAAUAGCGAGGACGACGGCGACGGAGGAGGUGCAGAUCGGUCAAACGAGAAUCAGCGGACACGGACCCACGGGCUCGCCGGCGCCGCGUCACCCUACUACGUGGAUGGAAGAGACGGGAUUGGGGACAGCGGGGGCACGGGAGCCCUUGACGGCCAGCGAAAAUCCUCAGCCAUGUCCGACGAAAGCGGAGAUCUCCUACCCCGAGAUGACGACAAUAGGUACGAGCCAUCGGAGGAGCUGGACCUCGAGCCAGUUAUUCGAGUAGGAAGUGUUGUCCAGAAGACGGUGGCUAGUUCGAUUGUCAGGGAAUACAGCCCCGCCCUUGGUCGCCCACAUUUCUCGCAUGCGUCCAUUCCUGCGGAUAUUGGACAGACGCAGCUUCCAUUCGGGUUUCCAAUGCGGAAUAAGCACCGAAGUCUGGGGAAAAUGACGCCUUCGCCUGCGGCAUCAGGUGUAAGCGCCGUUGAAGCUCUCGUCGAGUCGUCGGAGGAUGAAGAGGAAGCAGGUGGCGGAGGAGAAGAGCACGAUACGUCGGACGGCGGUGGCACGGGAAAGACACAGCAAACUCCCAGUAAUACGAGAGAUCCGGUCACCAGGGUGUUGUAUGACAGUGGAUCGUCGUCACAUUCUCCGGACCUUUUCGCUCGGCCUCUCCAUGUUGGUUCGCCGGUAAAACGGGAUGCAGAUACACCCGUAAACACCAUCGCCACUCCACCACCUCUCAUCGGAAUCACUGCUGCUACCAGUCCUACCGUAUCACAAGCGUCACCAACUUCUAUGGGAACCUCCGAUCACUUUGGGUCCGACGAGUAUGAGCAUUCUACACACGCAGACAAACCAAACCAAUCAAUUGUUGGGCACACUGGAGCUUCCACUCCGGAGGAGGAGAUUGCACUCGGAACGGCAACCAUUUCUGGUGGAAACGCGAGUUCAUUCGACUAUGAUGAAUACACAGAGCAACGAUAUGGUUCUAAAGCAGUGUCAACCUCUCAUGAGGGAGCUCCUACGAGAAGUCCUUCGGUUCAACACCCCGAAGAUGCCCCCCUUGGGUACAGUGGUAAGUAUUCGACAGACACCUUUGCAGCCCUAUCGUCCUACGAUGACUCGGACCCACACCUUGUGAAGCGCUCCCCGUUAACGCUCCACCAAGCAUACGUGCAAUCCGACCUUUCCAAAGCCGAAUCAAGCGUGGCGGAUCUCAUCCGAGCCAACAUCCACCACUCAUCUCGCAGCAUGAUGGGAUCUACGGAGAACUUGGGUACUCCAAAUUCCGCGCCAUCGUUCACGAGGAUCAUCAGCGACCUGGAAGAGAUGUUGAAUCAGGCACUGGAGAUUGCCGGACGAGCCGUCCAAGGCUCCCACUCGGCGUUGGAUCAGCGCGAUAGGAGCAUACGGAGUGCCAAGGGAAGCACGCAUGAAAGCUUCUUGAGCGUCUUCGAGGGCACAGAUCCCGCCGUGACUGCCCCGGAGUCGAUCUAUGUUCAAGAAGAGAUUGAUUUGCCGGAAGGGAAGAUGCCGGAGCAGAGAGCGGGCCCGGAGCCAGAACAGAUGCGGGAGCAUGCACAGGAGUCUAUGCGCGACUCGGUGAACGACUCGAUGAAGGGCUCGAUGAAGGACUCGACAAGAGAGUCGACGAGAGAGUCCAUGUCGGAACAGAUACCGGUGCAGGUUUCGGGGUUGCCAAUGGAGGUUUCGGAGGAUGUUUCGAGCGAGCUCACGGAAGAUCAGCCCAAACGUUCAAGGACCAAAGUAAUUCAGCAGGACGCCAGUAUUGGAAGCUCAGUAGGUGUGUCUUCGGAAAACUGGGAGCAUUCAAGUCGGAGAACGUCGGAACGCAACGGAAAAGGGCGGUCUCGACAGAAACAUCAUCGCUCUCCUAUUCCAUUCAUCGAUAUGCAGGAGUUUGAGCGGGAAAGAGCAUGGAAUAGCAACCGGCAAAACACUUCUGCUUCCGAGAUGGCUUCAACCAGAGCCAUCAAAGGUUACAGUCGGGAAGAAUCUAUCGAUAUGCAGGAGUCUGAGCGGGAAAGCGCAUGGAAUAGUAACCGGCAGAACACUUCUGCUUCCGAGAUGGCUUCAACCAGAGCCAUAAAAGGAUACAGUCGGGAAGGAUCUAUCGCUAGAGCUUCGGUUCCUGGGAACCUAGAGCAGCAAUUUCGCAUGGAAGUCGGAGAGAAUGGCGAGAUCAUUCUGGUCCGUCUCCCUCGCCCGGACAUGUCACUCGAAUUCGGGCCUCCUAGGCCUGCCGAGGCUGCAGUCGUUUGUGCACCACGAAGAUACAAGGGCGGAUGGGAGUGGAAUCUCUGGAGCAAACGAUUCACAGCUAGCGUUGCCUGUGCGGUGGUGGGGUUAAACGGAUGGAUUAUCGGAAGCUAUUAGGCAGAGCUCCCUAGGAUACAGGAGCACUUACAGAUCACUCCGCGGGUGGCAUCCUUGGGCAAUUCAAUGUUCUUUCUCGGCCUUUUCAUUCCUACUCUGUUCUUUUGGCCGCUGCCCUUACUACACGGACGGAAACCUUAUCUUUUGCUCUCGAUUGCGUUUAUGCUUCCAUUGCAGCUUCCGCAGGCGUUAUCGCUACCG